AGAUCAAUGCAAAAUGUGUAUCUGUUUAUUCAGGUGACAAAAGAUUUGGAGAAGAAGAUUGGACCGAAGUCUGUGUACAACGCCCUCACCUUCAGAGCGGCUGAUACUGAAAUACAGUACAUAGCCAAGGUGCAUGUUGGAGAGAAUGACUGUGCUCAUGUGAAAGUCUCUCAGAUUCUCCCUUGCUAUGGAGAAAAAGUGAAUCUGCUUGAUUUCCAGUUUCCUAAAAAAAGAGAGGAUGAAAUCGAACCCUUCUGAAGACUUCUGAACACAUUAUUCUGUCCUCACAGAGCGACUCAUGCAUGAAAAACAUUUUUCAAUAAAGUCCUGAAGCAUAACUGUC
Molecule: messenger RNA, 343 nt
Organism: Sinocyclocheilus anshuiensis
Lineage: Eukaryota; Metazoa; Chordata; Actinopteri; Cypriniformes; Cyprinidae
Product: cystatin-B-like
Exons: 2
Coding region: 7-258 (83 amino acids)
Source: RefSeq, a predicted model, not a curated record